Molecule: messenger RNA, 2265 nt
Organism: Ciona intestinalis (vase tunicate)
Lineage: Eukaryota; Metazoa; Chordata; Ascidiacea; Phlebobranchia; Cionidae
Source: RefSeq, a predicted model, not a curated record
GUUUCAUCUCUUAACGCAGCAAUUCUAGGUAAUUUGUUGAAACUGCUUCAUUUAGCGAAAGCACAAAGCAGAAAUGGUCUGAUUAACUUUACUUGACAUCUUUAACAAGUUGGUGAGAAAAGCCUUGUUUCAAAUACAAGAUUCGCGAAAUGGAUGACACAAUUGAAAAUGAUGACGUCAUAGUGGACGAUUGCGACGCAACGAUGCAAGGUCCCAGUGGAGCAAAAACAACUGGGGUACCCGGCACAUUUCGUAAGUUUCGCACUAACUCUUACCACAGAGCUAUUUCGACGCCGCCGAAACUACAACGUUCGGAUCUUUCGUCGGUUUCUGAAAGUCCCACAGCGCAGAGUCCAAAAAGGUUUUCCCUGGACACUCAACUGCAAUCUUGCAAUAUAAGUGAUUCAGGAUCUCACAAUAACCGACCACGAGACCUACUUUACCAAGAGGUCAAGGAAAAGGGAAUAUUUAGUGACGUAGUAGAAAACGAUGAUGACAUAACAAACGAAUUAGAGGGAAAAUCUUUAUUGCGAAGAAACCGAUCAGACAAGCAAAGAAAAUCUUUCCGCCGCAGCUGGGGAGCUCAGUCUAAGGUUCAACAAAGCUUGAUACUGGAGACUAUGAACCCAAAGGAGCGAAAACGGCAGGAGGCAAUGUUCGAGCUAAUGACUUCGGAAUCUUCAUAUCUACGUAGUUUAAACGUGUUGGUUGACUGUUAUAAAUCAUCACCCGAACUACGUGCGACAGUCACCAGUACAGAGUAUCAUCAUUUGUUCAGUAAUAUAGAUGCGGUUCGAAAAGCAUGUUGGAGGUUCCACCACGCUUUAUCUAAAAGACGGAAGUCGUCAUCAGUUGUUAUUAACGACGUUUGCGACAUCGUGCUCGAGUUCGUAAAGGCUGGCACAUUCGCUCCUUAUGUGACGUAUUGCUCCAAUGAAAUUUAUCAACAACGUGUUCUAUUAAGACUUAUGAAGGAAAAUCAAGAAUUUGUUCGUGUUCUUCGACGUCUUGAAAAGAACGAACAAUGUGCAGGACUUCCUUUGCAUUCAUUCCUUCUUCUUCCAAUGCAGAGGAUAACACGAAUCCCGCUCCUUAUUGACACAAUAAGACAACGUUGCGAAGUCAGUAGUCCUGAUUAUUCAAUCGCGUCCGAAGCCCUGAAAGAAACAACCAGUUUAGUAAAGACUUGCAAUGAACAAGCAAGGUCGUUGGAACGAACUGAAGAAAUGAUUCAACUGCAAACUCAACUAGAGUUUAAAUGUUCCAGAUCAUUCGCUUUAGUAUCCGCAUCGAGGUACGUUGUAAAGAGAGGCCCUCUUCUUAAAGUUUCGGAAGAUGUCGUCUUUGGCUUCCGUAGGUUGACGAAACAAGAGAUCUAUCUUUUUUUGUUUAAUGACGUCAUUCUAGUGACGAAACGAAAAAAUGACGAGAGCUAUUCAGUUACUGAUUACUGCUACAAGGAAAGAUUAAAGAGUCGUGACGUCAUAAACGACCCAUUUUCUUUCGUCAUAAUCAUGGAGAGAACGCAGGACGGCCAGCGUAUAGAGCUAAAACUAGAGGCCGAUAAACCGAAUGGAAAAUCCCGCUGGAUGGCAGCGCUGAGUCGAAAUAAAUCUUUUGGACAACCCAUCAGUAAAGAAGCUAUGCAAGUUUUAAUUAUUAAGUCAGUUAGAGCUGAAGAACCGGAUAUGAUAUCAUUAAAGAACAUGGACGUGUGCGUGGUGCUAUAUACAACUUCUGACGGUUGGAUCUACGGCGAACGAAUGUCCGAUGGUUGCCGCGGAUGGUUUUCUUCGGGUGGCGCAAAAGAAAUCCUAAACAGCAAAGUUCGAGAACAAAACUUAUACCGGCGUGCCAGACUCCUUGGUCAACCGACGGUUGUUUAAUUUCACGAAUAAUAACAGAAUGAAUGAAUAAAUGAAAGUAAGUUAUUCACCCUCGCGUGAAGGGGAAACGACAGUCGUUUAAACACGGGCGUUGAGUUACCAUAUGUAUGUAACUUAUUUAUCCUUCCGUGGCGGGGCAACGACAGUCGUUAGAUAUAAAACGAGUGUUCUGUUUCAUACACCUUGUGCCAGCUUACGAGUUACUACGUAUGUAACUUUGUAUGUAUUUUUUAGGAGAUUUUUUUUUACUUUUUGUUUUAUGUAUGACUGGCGAUUUGGAUAAUGCAUUAGUGAACACCGAGUUAGUAUUUAAAAUUAUAGUUUAUUUAACACAUGGAUACAGACUUGGUUAUGUAAUAAAUUCAGUGCACCUUACAAA